Mus pahari (shrew mouse) is the source of this 1503-nucleotide messenger RNA. RefSeq names its product CD74 molecule (gene Cd74). Gene Ontology annotation, molecular function: MHC class II protein binding; macrophage migration inhibitory factor binding; cytokine receptor activity. The coding region runs from base 177 to 1019 and encodes 280 amino acids. The record is from RefSeq and is a predicted model, not a curated record. Gene Ontology annotation, cellular component: cytoplasm; membrane; cell surface. The transcript has 9 exons. Gene Ontology annotation, biological process: negative regulation of DNA damage response, signal transduction by p53 class mediator; positive regulation of type 2 immune response; protein trimerization. NCBI's taxonomy places the organism in Eukaryota, Metazoa, Chordata, Mammalia, Rodentia, Muridae.
ACAUCUACUGUGUGGGCGGAGUGACCUGCUGUGGACGAAUCAGAUCCCUUCCAGUAUCAGCUUUAAGAGGUGAUCUCGGGGCUCAAGGGUCCCAGACACAGCAGCAGCAGCAGCAGCAGCAGCAGCAGCAGCAGCAGCAGCAGCAGCGCCUGUGGGAAAAACUAGAGGUUAGAGCCAUGGAUGACCAGCGCGACCUCAUCUCUAACCAUGAGCAGAUGCCCAUACUGGGCCAGCGCGCUAGAGACCCAGAAAGCAGGUGCAGCCGCGGAGCCCUGUACACCGGCGUCUCUGUCCUGGUGGCUCUGCUCCUGGCUGGGCAGGCCACCACUGCUUACUUCCUGUACCAGCAGCAGGGCCGCCUAGACAAGCUGACCAUCACCUCCCAGAACCUGCAGCUGGAGAACCUUCGCAUGAAGCUUCCAAAAUCUGCCAAACCUGUGAGCCACAUGCGGAUGGCUACUCCCUUGCUGAUGCGUCCGAUGUCCAUGGAUAACAUGCUCCUCGGGCCUGUGAAGAACGUUACCAAGUAUGGCAACAUGACCCAGGACCAUGUGAUGCAUCUGCUCACGAGGUCUGGACCCCUGGAGUACCCGCAGCUGAAGGGAAGUUUCCCAGAGAAUCUGAAGCAACUUAAGAACUCCAUGGACGGCGUGAACUGGAAGAUCUUCGAGAGCUGGAUGAAGCAGUGGCUCUUGUUUGAAAUGAGCAAGAACUCCCUGGAGGAGGAGAAGCCCACCGAGGCUCCGCCUAAAGUACUGACCAAGUGCCAGGAAGAAGUCAGCCACAUCCCUGCCGUCUACCCGGGUGCGUUCCGUCCCAAGUGCGACGAGAACGGUAACUAUUUGCCACUCCAGUGCCACGGGAGCACUGGCUACUGCUGGUGUGUGUUCCCCAACGGUACUGAGGUCCCUCGCACCAAGAGCCGCGGGCGCCAUAACUGCAGUGAGCCACUGGACAUGGAAGACCCGUCUUCUGGCUUGGGAGUGACCAGGCAGGAACUGGGCCAAGUCAUCCUGUGAAGACAGAGGCCAGCUCUGCACAGCGGCAGUGCCCCCUGCUCUCCUGUGCCUCAGCCCUCCUUUCGUUCCCUGAUGUCACACCCCACUUCCCGUCACCCUGCACCCUGGGGCUUGAGACUGGUGUCUGCUUCAUCGUCCCUGGACCCAGCAAAUGAAACCAGAACAGAAUGAGGACGCUGGAGGGCCUUGCUGCCUACUGCUAUCUAAAGGGACCCCCCACUUCUGACCCAUUAGCAGUCUUUAAUGUGGGGCUCUGAGAUAUAGGCCCGCAGACAAGGAUCAAGGGAUGCCCUACCCUUAACCUAAGCUGGACACAUUUGUUGUCUUCUCCUCAAGGAAGAAGAACCCAAGCCCCUCCCCCCAGCAACCCUUCCUCACAUCCCGCCGACCCUCCCCCCCCUUUCAGGUUUCUUGCUCAGCCAAGCUUGUCAGCAGCUUGUAGGAUCAUGGUUCAAGUGACAAUAAAGGUAGAAAGUAGAACAUU